Messenger RNA from Batrachochytrium dendrobatidis JAM81, 2187 nucleotides. RefSeq lists its product as uncharacterized. The record is from RefSeq and is a predicted model, not a curated record. Lineage: Eukaryota; Fungi; Chytridiomycota; Chytridiomycetes; Rhizophydiales. Gene Ontology annotation, cellular component: mating projection tip. The transcript has a single exon. The coding region runs from base 1 to 2187 and encodes 728 amino acids.
AUGGUGAAACAAUCGAUGGAUCGGCAAGCUGCACCUCAACUUUCAAAUCCCAGUAAACCAAGCCAUAUUCAUACAAGAAAGCGUCAGUUCAGUCACGAAUCCACCAACCUUUCAAGCUCUCCCACUAUGUGGGCUGCAGAUUCAUCAACUGCUUAUAGCAACGAAGCUUAUAAUCAAAAUAGCAUAUCCCAACACACCCAUUUAAAACCGUACCUUGGUCGUACCGCCAAAUUGAGUCGAGCAUACGCUAAUCACAUUGUGUUGGCACUUGCACUCGUCCUCUGCUCACUGAUUGUACUCUCCACCUAUAUUUCUCGCGAUGCCAACACUGCCAAACGUGUCCUGGCUCAGGCAUGUACUGGUCUUGAAACAGCGACCAAUGCUCUAGCAUUAACACCGAGAUUUACGGCAAUCGCACUGAACCGUGUAACAACUAUAGCGAUGCACAAUGCUAUUGACCAAGUGGGCCGCCUUGCCCACGCAGCUUUAAUUCUUGUAAAGCAGUUGAUGCUUUACAUUCUAUUUCGGUAUCAGCGUGUGAUACUAUGUGCACUCCAACUCACUGUCAUGUCUGCCACCAACGCUGUAUCUUCACAUGCACAGCAAAUCACAAACUUUCUCAAUACUCAGCUAAAAGAUAUUUCAGGCACAUUAGCAGCUGGGCUCAAUGGCAUCAACUCUCAAAUCCAAAACGUAGAUUCUGCUAUUUCAAAAAUUCCGUCACUUCCUUUUGGCGGUCCCUCGAUUCCACAAAUCGGCACUGUGGGUCUUUCGGCCGUUAGCGAUAAGCUCAAUGGCUUACAACUUCCAGCUUCUUUUCAACAAACACUCCAAGGACUGUCUGCAAGUAUCCCUACUUUGGACGACAUUGAGGCUAAAAUAUCUGGGGUUUUAUCUGGUCCAUUUGACGAUGUUUCUAACAAGAUAUCAGCUGCAUUAGCAAAUGUCAAAGUGCCUGACCAAGGCAUCUUUCCUGUUAUGGAUCCCAUUCAACCCAUUCGAUUUUGCUAUGGAAACGCCUACAACUUGGGUUGGAUCGAUCGUAUCUCCGAAGCAAUAACUGUAGCUCUUUGGUACGGAUGCCUUGGGAUUGUCUUGGCUAUGAUGGGUGUGACAGCGUGCUAUAUGUUUUGGAUACUUUGGGAGCACCGGCUUCAUGAGCAAAAUGUUGCUCGUAUCCAAACCAUGUUGAAGGCUUCUGGUAGAAACGAGCCACUUGCUGACCUAGACGAAAUAACUUUUAGUCGUAUGAACACUUUCCAGCAUGCCACGAUUGAUAGUCAUUUCACUGUUUGUGGAUUGAUUGCCGCUGUCCAGUUUCCUGUACUCACCGCUAUGCUCGGCUUUAUUUACAAAGACCCAUUUCGCUAUCCAACAGCAUUCCAAACACGUCUAAUGUGGUCCAUGCAAUACGUUGCGCAUCCAUUCAGCUUACUCUGCAUUGCGUUUGGCACAACAGGGCUCAUAGUUGUACGAUUCCAGAUUUACCUUCUCCGCCUGAUUGUGCAAAACAUUAUACCUUUGCUUGGUCAGGAAAUCAUCCAAGCGCUAGAUUUCAUACUUGGCCGCAUUGCCUCUGCAGUAGAUGCUGUCGUUGGUCCAUUUAUAUCCAAAGUCAACACAGACAUCAAUGCAAUAGAAACUCAAGUCAACACGGUAAUGAUUGGAUGGGCCAACGACACUAUAGCUACAGCCGAAGUAGGCAUUGAGACUGUCAUGACCGGUUUCAAUGAUGCUCUUAAUAACCUGUUUGAAGCUGUUCCAGGCAUAAAAACUGCAGUAAUAUCGUUUACCACAUGCGUCAUUGGAAAUCAUACGGCCAUGCUUCGAUCGAUCCAAAACUCGCUUGCAAACGGAGUUGUUAUCUCUCUUCCACGUGCCAAUGCAAGCGAUUUUUCAAUCGAUGCCUCAAAACUUUUUAUGGCCUUGAAUGUCACUACGCAAAUGAUGAAUAUGACUACUGAAACAGUUCAAAAUGCACCUCGAGCCAUAUUUGUUGAUCAACUUACUUGGAUGCAGACAGAAUAUGAAAAAACGCUGUGGUUGCAGAUGCUUCCUUUCUGGGUUGCUUUGAUAUUGGGACUAAGCAUCGUGAUCUUUGCGAUUAUUGCCCUGAUAUUUGAUGCAAUUGCCAAUGCUCCAUUACAGAUUAAAAGGCAACUACAGCCGGGUUCACGUAAAAUGUAG